Parasteatoda tepidariorum (common house spider) is the source of this 735-nucleotide messenger RNA. RefSeq names its product Ubiquitin-fold modifier conjugating enzyme 1 (gene Ufc1). Gene Ontology annotation, molecular function: UFM1 conjugating enzyme activity. Gene Ontology annotation, biological process: protein K69-linked ufmylation. The record is from RefSeq and is a predicted model, not a curated record. Lineage: Eukaryota; Metazoa; Arthropoda; Arachnida; Araneae; Theridiidae. Gene Ontology annotation, cellular component: cytoplasm.
AAAUAAAAAUUUUGUCAUUGUAAUUCAACUGUAACUGUACUGUUAUUUAAAGCCCCGUUGACAGACGAAAUACAUUUCCUUGGUUUUGAAAUAGAUUUAAUAUUAAUUUUCAAUUUGCUUAACUUGUAUAACUAUUAUUGUUUAUCGUAAGUAUGGUGGACGAUGGCACUAGAAAAACUUUGAGUAAAAUUCCUCUUUUAAAAACUAAAGCUGGUCCACGGGACAAAGAAUUGUGGCCUAUUCGUUUAAAAGAGGAAUAUCAAGCACUAAUUCAAUAUGUACAAAAUAACAAAGACAAUGAUAAUGAUUGGUUCAGAUUAGAAUCAAACAAAGAUGGAACACAGUGGUUUGGAAAAUGUUGGCAUAUUCAUGAAUUGAUGAAGUAUGAGUUUGCCAUUGAGUUUGAUAUUCCAGUAACAUAUCCAACUACUGCUCCUGAAAUAGCAAUUCCUGAGCUGGAUGGAAAAACUGCAAAAAUGUAUAGAGGUGGUAAAAUAUGUUUAACUGAUCAUUUCAAACCACUUUGGGGAAGAAAUGUUCCUAAAUUCGGAAUAGCUCAUGCGAUGGCCUUAGGAUUGGGACCAUGGUUAGCUGUUGAAAUUCCAGAUUUGAUACAGAAAGGCAUCAUUGUUCACAAAGAAGGAGCUUCAUCUACAUGAAACUAUUUAUAUGUAUAUGUUUAUAGUCUGUGAAUUUCUUGGGGGCUAUUUUUUAAUAAAAUCAGUUGUUUCAUUA